UUUCAAUCGUGCAUAUAACAUACACUCCUCUUCAGUUCCCAUAGUUGUGACACAGAAAAUGCAAAACCAGCAAAAUGGGCGAAUCAGCGCAUAUUUCAGCGCCUCAAAACCACUCCUUCCUCAGAAACGGGCUUCCGAUUCAUCCAUCUCUUCCCCAUACCAAAUCAAGAGUUUAUGCGAUGUUGAUGGUGCCAAGGGUAGGGUUCGAGUUGGGAAGAGAGUUCCUCUUGCAGAAGUUCCGUUAAACAGAUUACAUUCAUCCGGUAAUGGUGGCGAAGCAUCUUCUGAUGUAAUUUGCUGUAGUUCAAGUGCAAGGACUGUUGUUGUUCCUGCUGUUAGUGCGGUGAAGGAGAAUUUGUGUCAAUCGAAUUUUGAAACUCCGAGGAAAGAAUCUGGAGGAUUUGAAUCUGAAUCACUUGAUUACUUUUAUGCUAGUGGAUUAUUGGAUGAUGAUUUUGAUGACUCUAUUUUGGAACAAAUUGAUAUUAUGUGUGAGGAGAAAUCUGCGGUGAAAACAGCUGGGGUGGAGGGGUUAGGUCAUAGUUGUCAUGAGAAAGUCUCGAGUGAGGGUAAUGUAGUUGGUAAUGUGGAUAUGGGAUUGGGAACUAAUGUUUCUAAAGAUAUAGGAAAUGAUGAUUUGAACGAGUCCAUUUUGGAACAAAUUGAUAUUCUCUUUGAGCAGAAAUCUGCGGAGAAAGAAGCUGGGAUGGGGAUAGAACAUAACUGUCGGGAGAGAGUUUCCAGCGAGAGCAGUGUAGUUAGUAAUGUUGACAUGGAUUUGGGAACUAGUGCUUUUCCUAAGGAUAUAGGAAAUGGCGAAAUUGAUGAUUUUGAUGAGUCUAUUUUGGAACAAAUUGAUAUUCUUUGUGAGCAGAAAUCCGCGGUGAAAGCAGCUGGGCAGGGGUUAGAUCAAAGCUGUCAGGAGAAUGUUUCAAGCGAGAGCGGUUUAGUUUGUACUGUUGAUAUGAGUUUGGCAACUAGUGCUGUUUCUGAGGGUAUAGGAAGUGGUGACAUGCUUUGUUUUGGAAUCGAUUUGGAUCAUAAAGAAGAACAUGUGGAUAGUGAGACUACUAGGAAAAGUUUACCGAGUGGAACCAUGCCAGAGGAAUAUUCUAAAUACUUGAAAUCACUAAAUGAAAGGCAAAGAGAAGCAGCUUGCACCGAUGUUUCUACCCCUUUAAUGAUUGUAGCUGGUCCAGGAAGUGGAAAGACAUCCACAAUGGUUGGGCGAGUUUUGAUGCUGCUUAAUGAGGGCAUUAGUCCCUUAAACAUUCUUGCAAUGACAUUUACGGCAGCAGCAGCUGCUGAAAUGAGAAAACGUAUUGGAGCCAUAGCUGGGAAGCAAACGGCAAAAGAACUUACAAUCAGCACUUUUCAUUCAUUUUGCUUGCAACUUUGUCGUUCACAUGCAGAAAAGUUAGGUCGUACAUCUGAAUUCUUAAUAUAUGGUCAGUGGCAACAGCGGAAUGCAAUUAUUGAGGCCACCCGAUUAUUAGAAAAUGAAACAAGUAAACAUAAAAAUGGUGAAUUGUUGAUUGGAGAAGCGUCCGAUGGUCUAAAGACCCCUAAACAGUUCAAGGAUAAGGCAAAGAAAUGGCAAAAUUUUGUGACUCAGGCCAAAGCCUCGGGAAGAACUUCUGCAGAAUAUCGUGAUAUGGGCAAUCAAAUAGGAGCGGAAAUUCUUGAGAAUUACAGUAACAUAUUAAAAUCUUGUAAUGCCGUGGAUUAUCAUGACUUGAUCAGCUACUCUGUGAAAUUACUCACUGAUUUUCCCGAAGUUUUCAGAGAAAGUCAGGAUUCAUGGAAAGCUGUUGUCAUAGAUGAGUUCCAAGAUACUAGUGCCAUGCAAUACAAGCUUCUAAGGAUUCUUGCAUCCCAUAAUAAAAUAACAAUUAUUGGUGACGAUGAUCAGUCCAUUUUCAGUUUCAAUGGAGCUGACAUUUCCGGAUUUAUUUCCUUUCGUAAUGAUUUUCCAAACUACAAAGAGAUUAGGCUCAACAAAAACUAUCGCUCCACACGUUACAUUGUCGAGGCUGCAGCUUCUCUUAUUCAAAAUAAUGCCAAGCGAUGUCAGUUGAAGAAUGUUCUUACUGAUAACUCUUCUGGAUCCAAGAUAAUUAUGAAGGAGUGUCACAAUGAGGAUGCACAAUGUGCAUUCAUUGUUGACAAAAUCUCAGAAAUUUCAUCUAAUCAUUCAGCAGAUAACUGUUCCUAUGGCAACAUUGCAAUUCUCUACCGUAGGCGGGUAUCAGGGAAAGCCUUCCAAAUGGCUUUUCGGGAUAGGAAAAUACCAUUUAACAUUCACGGUGUAGCUUUUUACAGAAAAAAGGUAGUCAAAACUAUCAUCUCUAUGCUUCAAACAGCACUGCCUGGUUGCGACGAUGACUCAUAUAGUCGAGUCUUCAAGGCUUUACUUCCUUUCGAGAAGGAUAUGAAAAAGAGGGUAAUCGACCAUAUUAGCAAAAUUUCAACCAUUAGAAAAUGCAGUUUCUUAUCAGCUGCCUGUGACAUCUUUAGUGCAAAGAUUUCUGGUACUUAUAAAAGGAGUGAUCUUACCCAUGGAAGGAAGGUUUUAACGACAAUAGAGAUCAUAUCAAAACUUGUUCACAGGGAAAAGUCAAUUUCUGCUAUCAUAACUUCUGUAGCGAACAUGAUACCUGAGAAAUACCUUCUUGAGCAACGGGCAAUUGUUGAUGUUGAUGGAGGGACAUUGUUGAAUGAAGAUUGUGACAUCAGAUCUGUUCUUCAAUACCUAUUAGAUGAUAUCUCUGAGUUUUUGUCUACCAAAUUCAUUGAGGUAAGAGGGGAAAAGGAAAUGUCAGAAGAUAAAGGCUGCAUUUUUACGUUAAAAGCAUUCAUUGAUUAUUUAUUUGAGCGCGAGAAAGAAAAUUUUCGUGCUCGGAGGAAGGACAAUGAAAAUUCUGUGACACUGACUACCAUUCAUCAGGCAAAAGGUUUAGAGUGGGACAUUGUCUUCAUAGUUAAGGCAAAUGAAUCUGAGAUCCCUCUAUUACACGAUUUCAAAGGUGUUGUGAAGGACACUGCAGCCAUAGUUGAGGAAGAAAGACGUUUACUAUAUGUUGCAAUGACUCGUGCUCGGCAGAAGCUUUUUAUGCUCUAUGUCAUGGUGGACUCAAAUUGGCAGAUGCUUCAACCUUCACGAUUUCUGAAAGAAAUCCCUCAUCAUCUUCUAGAGUUUCAGGGUGAUAUAAAUAUGCAAGAACUACAAAUAAAGCGAGAAGGCCAUCAAAAGGAAACUACCUGUUGUACCACUGAUUUGUUGAUAAAAAAGCAACAAUCUGAGGCUGAUUUGGACCCUGUGCCAAAUAAUUUGCUCAACAAUCAUUUUAGUGAGGCUUCCAGUGAGCUUGCAGAAUUUGCAGAGGCAAACAACGGCAAUGAUUUCAUAAGAAGAUUCGAUGUAGAAGACAGAUCUGUUGUUUCCCAUAUAUUCCAUAAAUGGGCCAAAAAGAAAGCCUUUCAAGAUCCAAAGAGGUUGCUAGAUAAGGUUGGUUUUGUAAUUGAUGAACGCCUAAGACAGAAGAAGAACAAACACAAGGAUUUGUUGAAUUCUCUAAAGUCCAGCUUAAGCUGUGAUGAAGCAAUGCAGUAUGCUCAAUAUGUUUUGAGAUGGGAGCAAAUCCCUGCUGAUAAACGUGCUCAUCUUAUGAGGGAAAAACAGGAACAUUUCCUGAAAUUAAAGAUUGAGAAUGCAAUGGGUUCGGCAACACCAACUGACAAGCAGAUCUCCUAUUUGAAGAAACUUGGGUGCACCAUGACCCCUACAUCCCGCCUCCACGCUUCUCAUCUUAUUGAGCAAUACAAAUCAUUGUAAUAAGUUGUGAUUUUUUUUUGGUACAAUAAGUUGUGAUUUUCUAUCAUCCACUAAGGUUAAAUUUUGUCAACUUUAUGUUAUGUUACAA
This is a messenger RNA of Medicago truncatula (barrel medic), 3923 nucleotides long. Its product is annotated as ATP-dependent DNA helicase SRS2-like protein At4g25120. Gene Ontology annotation, biological process: recombinational repair. Lineage: Eukaryota; Viridiplantae; Streptophyta; Magnoliopsida; Fabales; Fabaceae. The record is from RefSeq and is a predicted model, not a curated record. Gene Ontology annotation, cellular component: nucleus. Gene Ontology annotation, molecular function: ATP binding; DNA binding; 3'-5' DNA helicase activity. Bases 59 to 3835 code for a protein of 1258 amino acids. The transcript has 29 exons.